This is a messenger RNA of Caenorhabditis sp. 36 PRJEB53466, 998 nucleotides long. The record is from the annotation of a GenBank genome assembly. NCBI's taxonomy places the organism in Eukaryota, Metazoa, Nematoda, Chromadorea, Rhabditida, Rhabditidae.
AUGUCUAUGAUUGGCAGUUUCCGCUCCAGCAAGCCAAACCCGGAGGUGAGGGAUUAGAGACCAGAGUCUAGUCUCAGUUUUUCCUCUAGUUUCUGAAUCUUUUAAGCUGGAAGCCAUUCUGUCAAAGCCGAAAAUCAAGAGAUAUGGCACUGUGACAUACGAGGAGAAGUUCCCAAGAACCGGGAUUAGGCAUGAAAUGCUGAAGAUCCAUAUGAGGUCUUUACUGGGAGAAACUUCCAGAAUCUUGAAUUAUUUUCAGACGAACAUACCCGAGUGCAAGCCAGAAGGAAGACUACUUUGUCAACUUCAACAGCAAUUCUCAUCUUCACGUGAAUCAUUUCUAUCGCCGCAAGCAUGUUCCUGCGUGAGUGGUUUCUCAGAAGACUUUCAGAGUAAUCUGCUUAGACGUAGUGAUAAUGACACGUAGAGACUUUUGCAAAAAAAGCCAUUCGGAGCAAAAAUCUUUAUCUUUCUUUCAGAGCGGACCAAAAGAAGAACCAGCGUGAAGGUGAGCUUGAAAAUCCAGGCUCCUAAAGCACAUUUUGUACUUGCAGCCAAUUAUUAUUUGCAAUAUCUCUCUUCUAGCCGAGGAUUUCUCGGCUACUACAAUAGAAAUGGACAAACGUACAAGGCAUACAGAAGUGAGUACUAAAACGCAAGAGCACGGUCGCAAAACAAACCAAUUGUUUCAGUAAUCAUCAAGCGCAAAAAUGAUUCGUUAAAAGCAUAUUAUGAGGAGCUCUCGAGAGUGAGUCAAUUUCAAUUAACUUUGCAAUAUCCGAUGAAUUUAGGUUUAUGAGAAGUCGGCUCACGAUCAUUUCCUUCACGAGAUGCUGUUCGUCCGCAACAUUCAAGAGUACCCGUUCCCCAAGCUGUGGACCAUGCUGCUUGCCUUCCACUUCAACAUGCCCGAGUAUGAACGCAUUUUGGCCGCCAUAAGAGUUGUGACCGACUACGAUGGUGAUCAGGCGCCGGAAUUCCAUGCUGAUAUGCUUUAG